ACAUAAAAAGCUGGACGAUCGCGAGCGAUGCGAAUCAAACGUGGCAAACGCAACCUUAACAUAAUAGCAAAUAAAGCUUAUUAAUACUAAAUGACUUAUGACGGGUUACAAUAAUUCAAUUGUGAUGAUUAGCACGUAUUGUACCAAUGAAGGCGUCCAAAUUUUUCAUAUUAGAUAAAGAUUUAACGUAGUUUAUAAACUUAAGGACACUCAUGCGGGGACCUUACGUAAUAGCUCACGUAAAGACAUGAAUGUGAUCGCCGUGGUUCUGUCUUACGGUGGUGUGUUGAUGACUAUGGGCCUGUGAUUGUUGUGGUAUGGUGUGAACGAACGACAGAAUGGCGGCCGUCGCCGGCCUUUAUGGACUGGGAGACGAGCAGCGCGGACGACAUCGGCGCGGCCAAGCCAACGCCGAACGCUCCGAGUCCAGGGAUGACAACACUGAGGCGUCGCUGCCGAAAUUGUGCAAUCAAGAGGAAGAGCAGGGCCGGCCACCUCAAGGCGGCGUCGUCACAUUUGAACCCAUACACCAUGACCACGACUUCUGCGAGAGGGUCGUGAUCAAUGUAAGCGGGCUCAAAUUUGAAACUCAACUUCGGACAUUGAACCAGUUCCCGGAAACACUGCUAGGCGAUCCUGCUAGAAGGAUAAGAUACUUCGACCCCCUGAGGAACGAAUAUUUCUUCGACAGAAACAGGCCGUCUUUUGACGCCAUCCUCUAUUACUACCAAAGUGGGGGUCGACUUCGUCGUCCCGUAAACGUCCCGCUGGACGUCUUCUCUGAGGAAAUCAAAUUCUACGAACUGGGGGAGCAGGCCACCAACAAAUUCCGUGAGGAUGAAGGUUUCAUAAAGGAGGAAGAGAAACCUCUGCCCUCAAACGAACGCCAGCGCAAAAUUUGGCUGCUGUUCGAAUACCCCGAGAGCUCCCAGGCUGCCCGCGUCGUUGCUAUCAUCUCAGUAUUUGUCAUUCUUCUAUCCAUCGUGAUCUUCUGUCUGGAAACUCUGCCAGAAUUCAAACACUACAAAGUUUUCAACACCACCACUAACGGAACCAAGAUCGAAGAAGACGAAGUGCCCGACAUCACCGACCCAUUCUUCUUGAUAGAGACACUCUGUAUAAUCUGGUUCACCUUCGAAUUGAUAGUACGGUUUCUGGCCUGCCCUAAUAAGUUCAACUUCUUUAGAGACGUGAUGAAUAUAAUAGAUAUAAUAGCUAUUAUCCCCUACUUCAUUACCUUGGCCACCGUCGUCGCUGAAGAAGAAGAUACCUUGAACCUACCAAGAGCUCCAGUUUCGCCUCAAGAUAAAUCCACCAAUCAAGCCAUGAGUCUCGCUAUACUUCGUGUGAUUCGCCUCGUGCGAGUCUUCCGAAUCUUCAAGCUGUCGCGGCACUCCAAGGGCUUACAAAUUCUAGGACGAACUCUCAAAGCAUCUAUGAGAGAACUUGGGCUUUUAAUAUUUUUCCUCUUUAUCGGUGUGGUGCUGUUUUCAUCUGCGGUGUACUUCGCGGAAGCCGGAAGUGAGAACAGCUUCUUCAAAUCCAUACCUGAUGCGUUUUGGUGGGCGGUCGUGACAAUGACGACCGUAGGAUACGGCGAUAUGACGCCUGUUGGAGUGUGGGGUAAGAUCGUGGGAUCGCUUUGUGCGAUUGCUGGUGUCCUCACGAUUGCUCUACCGGUGCCUGUCAUCGUAUCUAACUUUAACUACUUCUAUCACCGUGAGACCGACCAAGAAGAGAUGCAGUCCCAGAACUUCAACCAUGUCACCAGCUGCCCGUACCUGCCCGGGACUAUGGGCGAACCUUAUUUGAUUUCAGGACCCAUUAAGAAAUCAUCAGUAAGCGAUGACUCAUCGUCCGAAAUGAUGGAAUUAGAGGACUCGGCCUUAGCGGCAGAUCCGGCUAAUCUAGAGAGCAACAUGCGUCGGCUUCGUGAGGAGGAACGCCUUCUCCUGGAACAGCAAGCUACUAUGGAAGCUGCAGGGAACGUCGACGACAUCGCCGCGUUAGAACACCAGGAUUUACUGCGCUUGAACCAACUAAAGCAGCAAGAACUGCAGAAGCGACAAGCGCGUCAGGCGAAACGCGCAAACGCGAAUGCGCCUGACAACCGCCGCGGCGAGCUGCGCAGGCGCACAAUUUGCAAUGUGCGCGUUAACCACUUGCACGCCGCUUCGGGCGCUGAAGCCUUGGAGACAGACGUCUGACCAACGAUCACCGUAGACAUACAUCAUAACCCGGGACAGUCUUAAAUUGUAAGGCGUGCCGGGAGGACGGCGAGCUCGCGCAUGCCGUAUGGCGCGGUCGGCUACCCGCGCGCUCGCCGCCCGCGUGUCACGUGUGAGCGUCGCGCCCGCCGCACGCCUGCCGCACACCUGCCGCCCUCUGACCGCGUAGGCGACGCUGCCGCGCGACGCCUGCACGCAAGGAUGCACGCCCACGGCGUUGUCACACACUUAUGAACUAUUUAUAGAUGCUUCGAUUUCGAGCGAUCCUUUAGUUUUAAACAAAUACUAGAAAUCAAGUUUUUAACGACCUACCUUAUAUAAAUAAUAUCUUUGAAUACGCUUGUACCAACAAUGAGUGCAUUUCGCCUCGGCCCUUAUUGUAAAUAAACCCAGAAAGCUUACAAACCGCUUCGUACACUAAUAAUUUAUACAAUUCGGUACACAUGUAAUAUUAGGAAUUAUACUACUGAUGACUUAUAUGUAUUCAAAUAGGCCUAUUAUAAAUCACUUUGUGAGGCGAUAGCUUCCAGUGAGGCCACAUUUGUAAUACUUACAUGCAUUCGUAAUGCGCCUGAUGCAUAAAAUGACUUGACUCUCGCGAAGUGAACGUGGUGUCGUCUCUACGACCCAGUCCAAUCACUCGCGCUUGAUACUACUACAAACUCGAGGUGACGCAAGAAAUCAUUUAAAAAGCCUACUUGGCUACGCAACUAUUUAUUUAAAAUUGAAAUUCAGAUACCGAGUUAGUCCACUUCGAGGACAGAGCCGAUAUAAAGAUGUAGAGACCGUAGAAUCUACCAAAAGGUACGAGUACGACUAAAGACUGAACGCAUCGAAUGGAUUUAACGCCGAAAUAUAAAUUUCUCUCGCAUACAAUAAUUUCACGGAAAAUCCAAUAAACCGAUAUUCAGCAUCAGGUCGGGCCUAUGUGCCUUGUCGCUAAUCUCGUACCGUAGUAGACAAUCGCUUUAAUGGACUCAAUCAAAAUACUUUUCUAUUAUAAAAUUUUCGGUUGGAUUUAAGGUCCGGUGAAACGCGGUCGUAAAAGUAUUCAGAAUGAGGUUGUUUUUUAAAAAUAUUAAUCAACCUCGUGUGGUCAGGAAUGUAGUCGUAAGAUUAAUGUCGUAUGUUGUAAAGAUUGCCAAUGUAUAAGCCUCGUGAGACACGGCCGUGAUCCCGACCCGUUCCGACUUAAUGUUGAAACAGCCUCGGCCGCCUAACAGCAACUAGCACCGUAGUUUAAUAUUUACUCAUAGGUUUAUAUUAUUCUGCUUAUUGAUGUGUCUUAUAUGUUACAGUAUUUAAAAGCUUUAUUCGUUAAGUAUACAAUACAGGAUGGUUGUGAACAAAGAAAUGUUAGUGACAGCACUUCGUUACAACAUCGGUUUUGCAGAAUUUCGUCAGGCAAACGGUUCAAAUUAAAUUUUAAAAUGUUGUUCGUAAAAUUGUAAUCAUAUAUGGAUGUAUACAAUUUCUUUAAGAACUGUGUAAGAAUCGAACAUUUUAAGAACUCUUUUGCCUUGCGUGAUUUAUACAAUGUCGCUAAUAAUGAGAAAGGAUAUUACUAUAAGCAUAUUACCUUUUAAUAUUAUAGACAUAUCCAAUAAGAAGUGAUUUUAUUACCAAAUGUGUUUAUUAUUCGAAUUAUUGAUAAGAUAACGGCCAAAACAUACUUAUUUCUCUCGGCUUUUCUAAGCCCAUGAGAUUCUUGUCUACUUGUCAAUUUCAUACUUUUACGUCUCUCAGUGGGCUUCUUAAAGUCUGAGUCUGGAACACUAUGUCCAUAACGAACAAUAUCUACAAGCAUUGCAGUUUCGAAAGUAUUGUAAUUUAUUUAAUAAAUCAAAAUUAUUGUUCUGUCAUACUUUCCUAAGCCUGUUAACGCGAUUAUUUUCGAAAUACUUCUUCUUCCCUAAAGGUGUUGACGUGAUUGGUUUCGAUUACUUAAUUAUUCUUCGAAUUCAUUUGCUAAUUAAAGUCUUGAAAUUUGCAUCAACAAGUUAUCAAUAAUGGCCGAUAUUAUAAAAAUUUUGUGCAUUGUAAAUUAUUGUUAGUUAUAGUAAUCAUUGAAAUAAUUUGUAUCAUAUCAUUAAUACACAUUUCAUAGAGUUUAAACAUUUUAAUUAAAACACAUGAUAUUAAUGCCCUAGAUUAGAAUUAGAGAUAGUGUCUACAUACGUAAGUCCAGAUAAAAAUGGGCGCCAAUUUCGUUUUAAUUGUAAACUUGUUUAUCUAUAAUCAAUUUAAAAUGAACACAAGGCGAACUUAACUGACCAAAAAGCGUAUGUACAACAAUAUAUAUAUUCCUAUCAGAGAUUCGUUACUCGCGUCGAUAAAUUCAGUGACCGCGAAGUGGCCGUGUAAAAGACAGAAUUAUAUAUAAACUGUUAUCAAUAUAGUGCAAUAAUGCGCAAUACCUGUUUAUAGACAUUGUGUGGUAAGUUAUAUAAGCUGUAUUAACAUAACGCUGCCAAGUAUUACACAUAGAUUGAGAAACAGCGUAAGACAAUUUGUGUUUAUAUAUCAGUGUUAGAGUGUAUGCAAUAUAUUACAUAAGGAUUUAAAUAGAUCUACAUUCUCAAUGUAAUAGACGCUUUGACUGUCACUUUGAGGCUUAUUACCGUAUUUUAAGGAGAGGACACGACGUAGACUUACAUGAGAUUUCAAUCAACAAGCACUAAAUAAAUUAAAGGAAGUUAUAAGUAUCAAUAGACGAUCAAUGCGCUUUAUUUCACAAAUAUGCCAAUAAGAUUGUAGCUAUACAUAGGUAUAAUUAAUUUAGUGUAUAUGUUAUAUUCACUUUACUACUUACAAAUUAGGUUCGGUGUACACGCUAAGUUUUUCUUGCGGUUUAUUAAAACCUUUACUAAAAUCAAGACUAAUCUAGCGUGUAUAUCGUGCCAUUAGCAUUUUUGAUAUAAUAAUGGACUUUAAUAAGGUUUCAAUAGAUCUCAAUGGAAUGUUAAAAUACAUAUCUUGGAGCAAUAUAGACUUUAAAGUAAACAUCAAAUAAAUCUGUCAAUUUCAUAUC
Molecule: messenger RNA, 5259 nt
Organism: Nymphalis io (European peacock)
Lineage: Eukaryota; Metazoa; Arthropoda; Insecta; Lepidoptera; Nymphalidae
Gene: shaker
Product: potassium voltage-gated channel protein Shaker
Exons: 11
Coding region: 339-2207 (622 amino acids)
Biological process (GO): potassium ion transmembrane transport; protein homooligomerization
Cellular component (GO): voltage-gated potassium channel complex; membrane
Molecular function (GO): delayed rectifier potassium channel activity; protein binding
Source: RefSeq, a predicted model, not a curated record